Molecule: messenger RNA, 2277 nt
Organism: Striga hermonthica
Lineage: Eukaryota; Viridiplantae; Streptophyta; Magnoliopsida; Lamiales; Orobanchaceae
Source: the annotation of a GenBank genome assembly
AUGGAAAGGUUCACAAUUAUAAAAGAAGUUGGUAAUGGUACGUUUGGAAGUGUCUGGAGAGCUCUAAGCAAGCAGUCUGGUGAAGUGGUGGCUAUUAAAAAAAUGAAGAAGAAAUAUUAUUCAUGGGAAGAAUGUAUAAAUCUGAGAGAAGUCAAGUCACUGAGGAAAAUGAACCAUCCAAAUAUAGUAAAGCUGAAGGAAGUCAUAAGGGAAAAUGAUAUGUUAUGCUUUGUAUUUGAAUAUAUGGAAUGCAAUCUAUACCAGCUUAUGAAGGACAGGAAAAAACCUUUCUCAGAAGUGGAUGUGAGAAACUGGUGCUUCCAAGUAUUUCAAGGUCUCGCGUAUAUGCAUCAACGUGGAUACUUCCAUCGUGACCUCAAGCCAGAAAACUUGCUUGUAACAAAGGAUACCAUAAAAAUUGCUGAUUUUGGUCUUGCUCGUGAGAUCACUUCUCGGCCUCCAUUCACUGAAUACGUCUCAACACGCUGGUAUAGAGCCCCGGAAGUUCUGCUUCAGUCACCAAUAUAUGGUCCCCCAGUUGAUAUGUGGGCAAUGGGUGCAAUAAUGGCCGAGUUAUUCACUCUUCAUCCUUUAUUUCCUGGGUCAAGUGAGGCAGAUGAGAUUUACAAGAUAUGCUGUGUAAUUGGUAGUCCAACCAACACUGAAUGGCCUCAGGGGCUUGAACUUGCUAGUGCUAUCAACUAUCAAUUUCCUCAACCUGCUAGGGUUCAUCUUUCUGCAUUGAUGCCAGGUGUCAGUGAGGACGCAGUUAAUCUCAUCUCAUCAUUGUGUUCAUGGGAUCCUUGCAAGAGGCCAACAGCCAUGGAGUCCCUUCAACAUCCUUUCUUCCAGGGUUGCUUUUAUAUUCCACCAUCUCUGCGCGCUAAGCCUGCUCUCACGAAAACGCCUCCUGUUGGAGCUAGUGUGGAACAAAAAAGUGAUUCGGGUAACUUGGGUAAAACAAAGUCAGUUUCAUAUGCAGCCGAAAAGCUCGGAAACAUGGCAUUGUCCCCUGGCACUCGGCUGCUCACGAAGCGCUCGUCUAUGCCACCGCCUAUGAAAGCUGGAGGAUGGGAUUUGUUGGCGGGCCGUUCGCAAGAAGCUGGUCUUCCAAGAAGGAACGCUGGUUUUGACCAGUUCGCAGGCAACCGGUUCACUCCGGUGACCGGACAUGUCAGCUGUCCGCUUCCUGAGGACAAAGGGAAGAGGUUUCUGCUCGCUUUUCCGACUGACGGCGACGGUGGCCGCCCAUUAGUUACCGGCGUUUGGAGGAGCUCCGACGCAGGUGCGCAGAUAAUGGGAACCAGCUGCCAGGUUAGUUCCAUCAUGUGGUUCUUCAAAGACCAAGGCUUUGACGACAAAAACAUCCACGAAAUGACCAGAAAAUGCAAACGGCUCGACGAUAUCACCAAAGAAAAAGCCUCCGAAAACUGGGAGUACCUAAAAAGCAUCGGCAUACACGAGAGGAAACUUCCCGCCAUAAUCGGCAGGUGCCCCAAAAUCCUUGCCAUCGACCUGCACGAAAAACUCAUCCCGAUGGUCCAAUGCCUGAAAUCUCUGCAAACAAAACCGAAAGAGAUAGCUCACGCCAUUACUAAAUUCCCACACAUCCUUCUGCACAGCCUGGAACAAAAGCUCUGCCCGCUUUUGGCCUUUUUCGAGGCUCUUGGGGCGAAUGAGAAGCAGAUCGGGAAAAUGAUACUCCUAAACCCCCGGAUCAUCAGCUACAGCAUCGAGUCCAAACUUUCCCUUACGGUCGAUUUUUUUGCCAACUUAGGUUUAUCGAGAAACAGGGCAAUCGGUCAAGUUCUGGUCAAACACCCGUUCGUCAUGGGUUACAGCGUCGAUAAACGGCUAAAACCGACCUCCGAGUUCUUGAAAUCGUUGGGCCUGACCGGGCCUCUGCUCGAGCUCGUGGCUGUGAAUUUCCCGGAGAUUCUGUGCCGGGAUGUGGAUAAGAUUCUGAGGCCCAACGUUUUGUAUUUGAAGUCGUGCGGGUUCGAUUCGGGACAGGUGGCGGCCAUGGUGGGUGGGUACCCUCCGGUUUUGAUCAAGAGCGUGGAUAAUUCAUUGGGGCCGAGGAUUCAGUUUUUGAAAGAGGUGAUGGGGCGGGAGCUUUCGGAGGUUGCUGGAUAUCCCGAGUUCUUUAAGCACAGUUUGAAGAGAAGGUUGGAGUUGAGGCAUAAGUUGUUGAGAGGGAAGAAUGUGGAGUGUAGUUUGAGUGACAUGUUGGAUUGUAACCAGAAGAAGUUCUUGUCGAAAUUUGGGUUAUGUUGA